Molecule: messenger RNA, 8972 nt
Organism: Oncorhynchus keta (chum salmon)
Lineage: Eukaryota; Metazoa; Chordata; Actinopteri; Salmoniformes; Salmonidae
Product: delphilin-like
Molecular function (GO): protein binding
Source: RefSeq, a predicted model, not a curated record
GAGAGAGUGGGAGAAAGAGAGGGAGAGAGAGGUGGUAGAGUUAUAUAUUGCUUACUCCCACACCUUUGCUGUUGCUGUAUUGGUAUCUCAUGCUGCAGCAGUGAGAAUCCACACUGUAGCAAAUGACGCCACUGCACAGAGGGCUGCCUCACUGACUGGCUCUAUAGAAAUCUCUCUCUCUAUCCAUCUCACCUCUCCUCCUCUGUAUCCAUGGACUACAGUGGCUAAAUGGAAAGAUAAAGACUUUUAAGAAGAAGUGUGUUUGUUUAGUCUUUGUCAAUCUAUGGAUUUCUAAGUAUAUUUUUAUAAUGAAUCUACUUCACCAAGUCAACAGUGAUUUGUAUUCAGCUGCAUGGAUUUUCUUCUCCAUCCUGGAUACCUGAUUCUCAGUUCCAGCUCGGACUUUUUCCUCUGAAUGUCAGAUCAGGGCUUUGGUAUGAGUGGUGUGGUUUUUGGCACCAGAGUUGAUGCAGACUGCUGAGGGUGUUCUCUGAGGUUUCUAGUAACAUCUUCUGGUUCCUGGAGAUCUCCGUAGAUCAACACCAUCCUUGUUUUUCUCUGAUUCCUCUCUUACCUCUUGUUCCAGGCAGAGGUGACACAGACUGUUGAGGGUGACUGCUAAAGUCUACCUGGUGGUACCCUCCCUUAGAUCCAGAGGGACCUCUCCACCCCUCCACCUUUCCCCCUACUUUCCCUUCGUCUCACAUGCUGGUCCCUCUCUCACCAUGUUCACCAGGAUCUUCAUCCCCAAGAAGCACCGACAGCGGUUCGACGAGGCCGUGUCCCAGAGCCUGAUCCAGAGGAUCUGUCGCAGUAAGAGCAUUAGCGAGCCGGGCCGGCAGGGCCGUCUGAGACGUAGCCGCAGCGAGGACCACCCUGACCGCCACCACGGCUCCAAACGGGCCAGCUCAGUACCUCGGGAUCCUGGGAAGGACGGAGGGGGACAGGAGAGAGGAGAGAGUGGGUACAGGAAGUCCACGUUGGGCAAACCUGGGCAUCAAUCAGAAGCCAAUCAGAGCCUCCGUGCUCCCCCCAGGACAGUGAGGGUUUGCAGAGGGAAGAAGAGUUUUGGGUUCACCCUGAGAGGCCAUGCCCCUGUCUGCAUCGACUCUGUCAUCCCAGACAGCCCCGCUGAAGACUGUGGUCUCAAACCGGGCGACCGCAUCCUUUUCCUCAAUGGGCUGGACAUGAGAAACUGUUCCCAUGAGAAGGUGGUGUCCAUGCUGCAGGGCAGUGGGGCCAUGCCCACCCUAGUGGUGGAAGACGGACCCUCUGGUUACUCCCACUCUGACCAGAGUGACCAGGAAGACUCUCCCACAGGCCUUGCCCCUGCCGUGGCCCCCAGGUCCCGCUCCCGCUCCCCGGUCCCCCUCUGUUCCCUGCAGUGGGUGGCUGAGAUCUUACCCCCCAGCAUCAGGGUCCAUGGUCGCACCUUUAGCCAGCAGCUGGAUCAUCUCCUGACGGUGCAGGAGAGAUACACCAUCUGCAAGUCCCUGGAGACCUUCUUCCAACAGAGGAACGUGGACACCCUGAUUGUUGAUGUGUUCCCGGUGUUGGACACUCCAGCCAAGCAGGUGAUCUGGCAGUUCAUCUACCAGCUGUUGACCUACGAGGAGCAGGAACACUGUCAGAGCAAGAUUUCACGCUUCCUUGGUUUUAAGACUGCAGCAGCAACAGAGCCAGAGCCAGGUGCAGGACAGGAGCACCAUAGGAGGAGCAGCUCAGUGCGUGUGUCAGGCACCUCCUACAGAGGCACCGUACGGGAGAGGAGCUCUGAUGACUGCAUCAUCAGAACACACCUGGGAAUGGGGAUUCAUGUGGCUGCACCAGGGAGUGGGAGUGGGACACCCGGAGAGAGACAGUGUGGAGAUGGCACCUCCUUCCCAGAAUCCCCUGACCUGAAUCACAUGUCAGGAGUGUACACGGAACUGGAGAGUGUGUACACAGGGACGGGUGCCGUGAAGGCCAUGCAGCAGAAUCACAGUCGCUGCUCUCCACUGACCCAGCCUGACCGAGAGGAGCUGGGACAGACUGACGCCUAUGGCCAGUCUCCAGCUCGCUCCUCUCUCAGUCAAGGUAGCACAGGGAACCGUAAAUCAGGUCUGUCUCUGACAUGGAAGGAACCUCUGCCCGACCCUCUGUAUGAGUUGUACCACGGGGGAACCAUUCCCUCUCCGGGCAGCGCUGACUCCAACCCCUAUGUGAGCCUGGAGAGCCCGCCUCCAUCCCCCCAGAACUCUGACGACCCCACCAGCCCCCUGUCCAGACGCAGGAAGCUUUUCACCUUCUCCAGACCCCCCCGGAGCAGGGACACUGACAAGUUCCUGGACGCUCUGAGCGAACAGCUGGGACACCGUGUCACUCUGGUGGAAGACUUCCUCCCUGGAGAGAAUGACUAUGAGGAGAUGAGUUUCCAGGAUGAGCAGGAGGUGAGCUACCUCCCCCGCCAGCUGAGCAGUGCCAGCAGUGAGGACAUCAGCAGCAAUGAUGAGGCCACCUCCCCCACCUACUCCUCCGGGUCAGAACACAUCCCCAUCCCCCCACCCCCGCAGAGCGCCCCACCACCCCCGCCCUUGCCCACCCCCUUACCCCCGCCACCCUUCGGCUUCUCCGACCACCUCCCCAUUACCCCUGUCCUCUCCCACUUCUCCCCCGAACACAUCCCUCGGGCGCGCAUGUCCUUCCAGCCGCAGCACCCCAUCAUCCCCCCUCCCCCGCCUCCUCCACGGGCCUUCAUGUACAACAGGCCGUCCCUACACAAGGUGCUGCCAACCAGAGAUGAGCUACAGGGCUGUGUCCACCACCAGGCUACUCAGAUGACUCUCCCCCUGGGCCCUCGCUACUCUCCCCAGCCCUCUCGCCCCAGGAACCUGCCCCGCCAGGCCAGCCAGCCUCAGCCCCUGACCCAGCCCAUCCUGUGUCCCCAGCCCUCCCCUCAGCCCAACAGGCAAAGCCAGCUCGCCCUCCAGAGGCACCACCAGCUUCACCACCAGCCCUACCAGCCCCAGCUGAGCCACAGCCUUCCCCCUAAAGCCCCUCACCUGUCCCAGCCCCAAAGUCACCCUCCCCAACCUCACUCACAGACCUAUGAGACCCCCAUCUCAGUGUCAGAGCUCCAGAAACACAAGGUCCCCCCACCGCCCCCUCCACCACUGCCUCCCCCCUGCGACCCACCUCCACUGCCCAAUUCCAGUCCCUGUGCUGGGGACACCAACCACAUGAGUGUGAAGAGACUGCGCUGGGAGCAGGUGGAGAACUCUGAGGGAACCAUCUGGGGACAGCUUGGAGAGGACCCCGACUAUGACAAACUGAGUGACAUGGUGAAGUAUCUCGAUCUAGAGAUGCACUUUGGUACCCAACGGAGUUCCAAGCCAGCCUUCCUGCCCGAGAGCUUUAAAAAGAAAGACGUGGUGGAGAUUCUGUCUCAUAAGAAAGCCUACAACGCCUCCAUCCUGAUCGCUCACCUGAAGCUGUCUCCAGGUGAGCUGCGCCAGGUGCUGAUGACUAUGAGCACAGACAGACUGGAGCCAGCCCACAUCAAGCAGCUGCUGCUCUACGCCCCCGAUGACCAGGAAGUCAAACAGUACCAAUGCUUCGACCAGAACUCUGCCAAACUCAGUGACCCUGACCAGUUUGUCCUGCAGAUGCUGAUGGUCCCUGAGUAUAAGACUCGUCUGCGGAGCCUCCAUUUUAAGACAGCCCUGCAGGAGAAGACAGAGGAGAUGAAGGCUGGAUACGAAUGGAUCUACAGGGCCUCGAUAGAACUCAGGAGCAGCAAGAAACUGGCCAAGAUCCUCGAGUUUGUGCUGGCAAUGGGGAAUUACCUGAACAAUGGUCAACCCAAGACAAACAAAACCACUGGCUUUAAGAUCAACUUUCUCACUGAGCUCAGCACCACUAAAACGGUGGAUGGUAAAUCCACCUUCCUCCACAUUCUUGCCAAAUCGCUAUGCCAACACUUCCCAGAACUGUUGAACUUUGCCAGGGACCUCACAACCGUGCCACUCGCAGCCAAAGUGAAUCAGCGUAACCUGACAGCUGAGCUGGCUGACCUUCACUCCACCAUCCAGGACAUCAGGACAGCCUGUCAGAAGAUCCCAGCCACGGCCGAGGAUCACUUCGCUGCCGUCAUGAGUGGUUUCCUGGAGAACAGUCACCCAGCGGUUCAGUCUCUGGACUCUCUGCAGCUGAGAGCCAUGGACGAGUUCACUAAGGUGGCCUCUUACUUCGGAGAGGACAGCAAGGUCACCUCCACUGAGGGCUUCUUCGCCAUUUUUGCUGAGUUUACUUCCAAGUUUGAGAGAGCACUGAAUGAGACCCAGGCCACUGAGAACCCCUGCAGCCCCAGAGUGCCCUCUCCCCUGGCCUGGUAGAGACUGGAUAGCUCCUCUGCUCUCAUCAACCAAAGUCCCAAGACAACACAAAGAAACAGUCACAACUACUGGGACACAAACAACAUGAUCUUCAACACUGCGGAAUGCCGUAGGGCCAGGAGUUCUUCCUGACCAUGUGAUCUGACCAAAAGAACUCUCAUCCAAAGGGUCCAGAGUUUCUCCUGGGAAGGUCAAGUAGCUCUAUAUGUUCAGAUAACAUGAGUAUAUAUUUUAUAUUGGAUUGUAUUAAAUUGAAAGUAUAAUGAAAUUGGAAAGAUAAAGCAUAGAUGUACUGCCAAAAUAAAGGAAACACCAACAUAAAGUGUUUUAAUAGGGCAUUGGGCCACCAUGAACCAGAACAGCUUCAAUGCACCUUGGCAUAAAUUCUACAAGUUGUUAUAACUAUAUUUUGAGGGAUGCUACACCAUUCUUCCAUGAGAAAUUCAUUAUUUUGGUGUUUUGUUGAAGGUUGUGGAAAACGCUGUCUCUGGUGCUGCUCCAGAAUCUCCCAUAAGUAUUCAAUUGAGUUUUGAUCUGGUGACUGAGAGUGACACACACACACACACACACACACACACACACACACACACACACACACACUUUAGCCACGGUAGUCGUAAUAAUGGGCAACUGGGAAUUUUUGUACAUGACCCUAAGCAUGAUGGGAUGUUAAUUGCUUAAUUAACUCAGGAACCACACCUGUGUGGAAGCAUCUGCUUUCAGUAUACUUUGUAUCCCUCAUUUACUCAAGUGUUUCCUUCAUUUUGGCAGUUGCCUGUAUAUGUAAAUGACCAUGACAUUUUAGAUGGCUGAUAGUCAGAAUUUUAUCUAGAACUGGGCGCUAUUUUUACAGAUGGACUUGAUCUGCCUACAACAGAAACACAUAAUCACUGCCUCGUAGAUUGUGAUGAUAGAAUGCAGUAUAAACCUACCUUGAAGCAUUACAUUGGCAUGACAAACGUACUGUGAAUUGUUAUUACAAUAUUUAGAGGCUUUCUGGUGCCAAUGUAAUGGCAGUCAUCCUAACAUUUGGCAUUUCAAAACAUGCUCUGGGCAGGGGCAACAAAAAGAAUACCACUCUCCUAAGUGUAUUAAAAGUGUUUUACAGUAUGAGGAGCAUAUGGGAAAUAUGAGGGUUAACCCACUGGGGCUAAUAUAUGAAUAGCUGCUAACUGAAAGACAUCAAUCCAUGUUAGCAUUGAGUGGUCCAGGUGGCUCUUGCGGUCACUGGGGUUGUUACUGAUGAUCUGUCCAUUCCACUGCCAUAACUUUCACCUGUAUCAACAGUCUUGUUUUAGAACAAAUAUUCACUGUUUGCUAGUGUGCAUUUAAAGCUGUUUUGAAUGUAUUUCUUGCAUUUCUACUUUCCCUCCAUAAUUCCUUUUCACAUAUACAUUUCAGUCAGAGCUGCCAUCAUGAAGAUACAAACAUAUUGAUUUACAGACCUGUUGUACCAGGCAAUGUGUCAUCAUGUUAAAAAAGACUGCUACAUAUUUAAAUCUUGCCACAAGUGCAGUACAGUUUUAUGACAAGCAUUUGCAUGUUGCUGUCUAUAGGUGUUGUUUUGUGUUAAAAUUAUUGUACAUCUGGAUUUAUUUACUUUUAUUGUAUUCUCACAAGUUGGGUCUAAAAUGUAGACCUAGUAUAACUCUAGAUCAAUUUAAGUUUGUUAAUGUAUUUAAAUGUUCAUUUUGUAUAGCCUAAGUGUGUUUUGUCUAUGUUUUCAUUGAUAUUAAUGGAGUACUCUGUAUAGUUCAAAAAGUAUUGACUUUUUAUGUUGGCCAUGUGGUUGCUUCUGGAUCAGUUGUACUUGUUUUGGAUCUGUAAAAAUACAUAAAUGCUUGACAAAUAAACUGCCUGAUACCCACGAGCUUCUUCGGAGCCAGAGACGAACAUGGACUGGACCAAAUUAACUGAAGUUUGUCGCGUGGUGGUGCAAUUGCCAUAGCAACGGGAAAAUGGCAGUAAAUCCUUUGUCAUCAUCUCUACCUGGCAGCGUCAAUUCGUAUUUCAACGCCUACAAAAACUCGCUUUUUGCCGAUGUCGAAAAACAGAAAACAACCUGCAAAAAACGUUUUAUCCACAGACUGGUGUAUGUAGCAACUAGAAAGCUAAACGCUGACGAUAAACAGAGUGCAAUUGCAGAAUACUAUGAGCAAUUUUUGUCGAAAUUCCAGAAAAACACACAGACUGAGAAAGUCACUGGCAUACUGCUAUUAUAUCCCAAAAGUAUCAUUCAUUUGAUGGAGUCCUCUUCAGAAGUUCUCCACAUGAUUCUGGAAGAUCUGAAUGACAUGGAGAAAAGCCCAAACUGCCCACUGAAGGAGGUGCGUAUCCUGGUGGUGUCUCAUUGUGUGCUGAGACGUAUGUUCCCGUUGUGGGGCUACCGCUUCGUGACGCUGCCCCUCAGCCUCCAGGACCCCAACCCACAGACCCAGCCCGUUGAGACCCUAGUCCCAGACAGCCUGGCCAUGAUCUACAAGAUGUGUGUGUGUCUACUAAAACACAGGGUAAAGGAGAUGCUUAAUACUGUUGGUGGUGAAUGUCCACGUCUUUGUUGCAUGUCUGUACAUGCCAAUCUUAAGACAAAUCCAUCCUUUCCUUUGUAAGGUAUUUUGAUAUUAUACAAAGCCCUCCACAUAAGAAUAGUAUAGGCCUGUUGGUAUAGUGAAUAGUGUCAGGCCUGUUGGUGUUUGUGUGGUAUUUGUUCACUGUGUGUGUUGUUCUAUAGGGUAGCUGUUCAGUGUGUGUGUGUGCGUUAUUCUAUAGGGUAGCUGUUCAGUGUGUGUGUGUUGUUCUUUAGAGUAGCUGUUCAGUGUGUGUGUUGUUCUAUAGGGUAGCUGUUCAGUGUGUGUGUGUUGUUCUUUAGAGUAGCUGUUCAGUGUGUGUGUUGUUCUAUAGUGUAGCUGUUCAGUGUAUGUGUGUUGUUCAUUAGAGUAGCUGUUCAGUGUGUGUGUUGUUCUAUAGGGUAGGUGUUCAGUGUGUGUGUGUUGUUCUUUAGAGUAGCUGUUCAGUGUGUGUGUUGUUCUAUAGGGUAGCUGUUCAGUGUGUGUGUUGUUCUAUAGGGUAGCUGUUCAGUGUAUGUGUGUUGUUCUUUAGAGUAGCUGUUCAGUGCGUGUUAUGUUGCUCUACAGCAAGGGUGGGCAACUCCAGUUUUCCAGGGCCUCAUUGUUGUCACACUUCUUCUCCAUCCCUACCAAACACAGGUGAUUAAUCUAAUUGCAUUCUAAACUGAAGAUCAUGAUUAGGUGAUUGGAGUCAGGUGUGUUGUUGUGACACCAAUCAGGCCCUCAAGGACUGGAAUUGCCCAUCCCUGCUCUAUAGGGUAGCUGAUCAGUGUGUGUUAUGUUGCUCUAUAGCAGGGGUAUUCAACUCUUACCCUAUGAUUUUGUUGUUGUAUUUUACUCCCUUUUUCAAUCUUGUCUCAUCACUGCAACUCCCCAAUGGGGUGGAGAGAGGCGAAGGUCGAGUCAUGCAUCCUCCGAAACAUAACCCGCCAAGCCACGUCUCUUAACACCCGCCUGCAUAACCUGGAAGCCAGCUGCACCAAUGUGUUGGAGAAAACACCGUUCAACUGAUGACCGUUGUCAGCCUGCAGGUGCCCGGCCCACCACAAGGAGUCGCUAGAGCGCGAUGAGCCAAGUAAAGGCCUCCGGGCCAAACCCUCCCCUAACCUGGACGACGCUGGGCCAAUUGUGCGCCACCCUAUGGGACUCCCGGUCAUGGACGGUUGUGACAUAGCCUGGGAUUGAACCCGGGUCUGUAGUGACGACUUAGAACGCUGCGCCACUCGGGUGGCUGGUGUCCCAGGUCUAAAUCAGUCAAUCAAACAAUGAAAAAAUGUAGUAGAACUGACUUCGAGGUCCCAAGUUGUUUGAGGGUUCUAGCUGUUCAGUGUGUGUGUGUGAUGUUCUAUAGGCUAGCUGUUCAGUGUGUGUGUGUGCGCUGUUCUAUAGGGUAGCUGUUCAGUGUGUGUGUGCUGUUCUAUAGGGUACCUGUUCAGUGUGUGCGCUGUUCUAUAGGGUAGCUGUUCAGUGUGUGUGUGUAUGUGUGUUACAGGGUAGCUGUUCAGUGUGUGUGUGUGUGUGUGUGUUAUAGGGUAGCUGUUCAGUGUGUGUGUGUGUGUUAUAGGAUAGCGGUUCAGGCCAGGAAGAUCAGGAGCAGGCUCUUCGGUUAGAGGAGGAUACAGUCAUCUACCUCUGUCAGAGUGCAGUGCUGCACUCCCCAUCCACCUUCCUACAAACCUACACCAAGGCUACCAACAUCCUCAUGGAUUCCGGUAAUUGCUUUGUGUGCGUUUUAUCUAGGGCUAGAUCCACAUUAUAGCGCGAUUGAAAUUUAAAGGUAAUUGCCGAUUUGAGCUGACAUAUGCAGUAACAUUGCCUUUAAAUGUAAAUCACACUAGCGCAGGGCUUCCGCGAUCCGGAUUGAAUGUAGACCUGUCUGGAGUCAAAAUCAUCAAAAUAAAUGUUAUAUUAUUUUAGAAAUCGUGUGGCCGACACACCGCAGACUUUACUGGUAGCAGGAGAAUGAAGAAAUGACUACUAGACAAUCGUCCUCCCAUCAGUAACACUAAAUAAAGCAUUUCCUUACUGUGUA